UUGCCGCUGAAGCAGCAAAUGUGGCAAACCAAGUUCUUGUCUUCCUGGCAACAUUCAUCCACCUCACAAUCUCAUUCGAUGGUUGGUCAAGCAAACGCGGUGAUGAAAUCUAUACUGUUCACAUCACUACACCUAUGAGACACUCAUUUCUGGUGGAUGGUUUGAUCUUAACUGGGGAGUCUACUGAUGCCGAAAGCUUAUUUACACGGAUUGGAGAAAUCAUUAUCCGCUAUGUUGUUUACCGUUUUUCCAUGAUUGUUUCCGACACAACUGGAAAUGUCAAGAAAUGUCGCCGACUUAUCUGUACAAAGUGGCCAUGGAUACUCAACUGUCCUGAUCCCUGUCACCAACUCAACCUCAUGAUGAAGGAUGUUAUGGUUGGAUCAAAAAAAUAUCCAAAAAUUCUUGCAUUUACGGAAACUAAAGAGUUACAAAAGUAUAUCAUUCAUGGCUCUGAUCGUUUCAAAUUUCAACUUCAGCUUCACAAUGCAAAUUUGCUACUACAACCUAUUGCACGCGGCCUACUGACUCUCGAAGGACAGAACACAAUGUGCUCCGAUGUCUUCUUUGUCUUCAUUGGCAUUGCGAUUGGUUUCACCCGUGUGUUUCAAGAUCCAACUAGUGAUGUUUAUUGUCAUCGCGCUGAGACUUUUGCUGUUUUUGACCGCCGUUUUGAUAUAUUCCUCAAUGACUGUACAAAAGAUAUGUUUAUCCUUGCUUAUCUGCUUGACCCCAUGUACUACCCAGAUGGAGCUCUACGCCUUGAACUCCCUCCCCGAUCUGAAUUCAGGCAGAGCUCCUGUACACCUCUAGUCCGGCGCUUAAUCGGAUCGGCUCUUCAAAUGCUUCAAAAUGAACAAAAAAGAGAGCGAUUGGGCACCGAGGAAGAUGGGCGCACGAUGGUAAAAGAGCUCACUGCAUAUCUGUAUCGCGAAUCCCCCUUUGAUAUCCCUGUGAAGGAUGCAAGUAAGCGGCUUGAAUGGUGGAAUCACAUAUCAAAAGACAGUGGUGCUUGUCAGGUUUUGAAACUCGGUAUCAAACUUUUUAGUGUGUCACCAUCCGAGAUGUGCGAUGAGCGAGGCGCCUCCAAGUUGUCAGGCCUUGAUACUGCGAAGCGUAAUGGCUUGACUGGUCAGAACUUAAUUUGGAUGGCUCAGCUUCAACAAUAUUGGCGGUAUGGAUUUUCGGAUCCGAAAUAUACACACAUGGCAAGACUUGACCUGGACCAGCCUUCCACUUCCAGCUCUAUCCAGCUCCCAGCUCCGACUUUGAACGAUCUUCUGAACCCGGCCGGUCCAGAGAUAGACGAGGAAAACCUUAGCUUCAACAUAUCUGAUCCAUAUGGGGCUACAGCACUUGAAGAUGGGGAGAACGAAGACGACGAAGAGAUGGAUGAUACGGGUGUCAUUCCUAUCAUUACUCGAGCCAGCAUUGACCGCCUCAAAAUCGAGUCGCUUGUCAAUUUGUCCUGUGGCAAACUGCUUGAGCGCUACGAUCCGCCAUCGCAGAUGAAGAAUGUUCCGAAGGAGAAGCCAUCGAACACUCAAUCACAACAAGCAUCAAAAAAAUGGAGUGCGAAGGACUCCGAGUGGUCUCUUGACAGUGUCUGGUAGAUAUUUAGUUGUUCAAUACUUAUAAUACCUAUGAUACAAGAUAUAAUACGUGUAUUAUACGGUAUUAUACCUAGAAAAAAAAUUGCCUGCGGCGCUUACAUAAUACUGGUAUAAUACAUAUAAUACGAGUGAUAC
Molecule: messenger RNA, 1748 nt
Organism: Lentinula edodes (shiitake mushroom)
Lineage: Eukaryota; Fungi; Basidiomycota; Agaricomycetes; Agaricales; Omphalotaceae
Exons: 7
Coding region: 135-1613 (492 amino acids)
Source: RefSeq, a predicted model, not a curated record